Messenger RNA from Didymella exigua CBS 183.55, 741 nucleotides. RefSeq lists its product as uncharacterized. NCBI's taxonomy places the organism in Eukaryota, Fungi, Ascomycota, Dothideomycetes, Pleosporales, Didymellaceae. The record is from RefSeq and is a predicted model, not a curated record. The transcript has 2 exons. The coding region runs from base 165 to 581 and encodes 138 amino acids.
UCCCCGCAAGACCUCCGGCGGCACGCCAAACGUCAUUGUGUUGCAUCAUCUCAACGAGCAGACGACUUAUCGACUGGCAAGCCUCAAAUCACGUUCAGAUUAUAUUUGCCUGACCAUACUAGCAAUUGAACCAGCCUAUCUCCAGAUUCAUUCGCCAUCCAACAAUGGACCACACACGCGCCGUUCGACCACCUCCAGGCGCCCGUCGCAACCUAUUCCAGGGCACACGAAGACAAAACCCAACCGCGGUCCGUCCAGACACAGCCAUGAUAUUCCAGCAACCUAUGGAGGGCGAGAUGGUCGAGCGGAAUGCGGACGGCGACUACGCAUUGUUUGCGCCGCAAACAGUCUACAAGCACAUGGCGCUGGGGCUGAGCGAUGGGAGGGAGAGUGAUGAGGAGACUGCGCAUGAGAAUCAGAUGAUUGAGCUGUAUGGGCAGAAGAAUGCACACUGGGACAAAGAGGCUGUCGAGGCAGAGGUCAAGGCUGCCCUCAAGUCAAGUCUGGCGAAGAAGAUUGCGAGUAUAGAGGAUGAUAGGUGGAUGUUUGAAGGCAACGUGGAAGGGCUGGGCAAAAAUUAGGUGUCGUGAGAGCGAGGGCGAUAUGGUAGUCUGUUUUACAAUACCCAUGCUGCAAUAGCAGUGUAGCUUAGCAUCUCUUAACCCCUAAUAUGGGUCGCACACAUCCCAUGGAGUUCUGACUGUCUUCUUUCUUUUAGGUCGACCCCAGAACCGUUACCCG